This is a messenger RNA of Artibeus jamaicensis (Jamaican fruit-eating bat), 10641 nucleotides long. RefSeq names its product dicer 1, ribonuclease III (gene DICER1). Gene Ontology annotation, molecular function: protein binding; ribonuclease III activity; deoxyribonuclease I activity. Gene Ontology annotation, biological process: apoptotic DNA fragmentation; siRNA processing; pre-miRNA processing. Gene Ontology annotation, cellular component: cytoplasm; nucleus; RISC complex. Lineage: Eukaryota; Metazoa; Chordata; Mammalia; Chiroptera; Phyllostomidae. Bases 533 to 6301 code for a protein of 1922 amino acids. The transcript is spliced from 29 exons. The record is from RefSeq and is a predicted model, not a curated record.
GGCGGGGCGGUGCGGGCGCCAGUGGGAUUCUCCAAGCGGCCGUGCGCCGUCGCCGCGGGCUGUGCGCGGGCUUCGGGCGAGCCGGGCGCUGCGCAGUCUCCGUAGCCGCGGGCGGGAGGGGUCGAGGCGGAGGCGCGGCGCGGCGCAGGCUGCUCCAGGCCCAGGUGAAUGGAGUAACCUGACAGCAGGGACCAGGCGACGGCGAGCGGGAGGAAAUGGCGGCGGCAGCGGCGCCGGGCGGCACCGAGAGGCCUGGGCUGUGACGCACGCGCCGGAGCGGGGUCCGAUGGUUCUCGAAGGCCCGCGGCGCCCCGUGCUGCAGGUUACCUAGGGUAUGAAUUAAUACAGACUUGGGGACUGAAAGGACUUAGACUCAGCAUUUUGAGAGCAGAAGCAUGGGCGUGCUGUGAUUUUCCAAUAAGCCGCUAUCACAAUGUCAAAAUGCAGUUCAGACAACAGCAACACAGCGCUCUCAGACGUUAACACGUAAGCUGUGCUAGAACAAAAAUGCAAUGAAAGAAACACUGGAUGAAUGAAAAGCCCUGCUUUGCAACCCCUCAGCAUGGCAGGCCUGCAGCUCAUGACCCCUGCUUCCUCACCAAUGGGUCCUUUCUUUGGACUGCCAUGGCAACAAGAAGCAAUUCAUGAUAACAUUUAUACGCCAAGAAAAUAUCAGGUUGAACUGCUCGAGGCAGCUCUGGACCGCAACACCAUCGUCUGUUUGAACACUGGCUCAGGGAAGACGUUCAUCGCCGUGCUACUCACGAAAGAGCUGUCCUAUCAGAUCAGGGGGGACUUCACCAGACAUGGGAAGAGGACGGUGUUCCUGGUCAACUCUGCAAACCAGGUUGCUCAGCAAGUGUCCGCUGUCAGAACUCAUUCUGAUCUCAAGGUUGGGGAGUAUUCAAACCUAGAACUAAAUGCAUCGUGGACAAAAGAGAAAUGGAACCAAGAGUUUACUAAGCACCAGGUUCUCAUUAUGACUUGCUAUGUCGCCUUGAUUGUUUUGAAAAAUGGUUACUUAUCACUGUCAGACAUUAACCUUUUGGUGUUUGAUGAGUGUCAUCUUGCAAUUCUAGACCACCCCUACCGAGAAAUUAUGAAGCUCUGUGAAAGUUGCCCAUCGUGCCCUCGUAUUUUGGGACUAACUGCUUCCAUUUUAAAUGGGAAAUGUGAUCCAGAGGAAUUAGAAGAGAAGAUUCAGAAACUGGAGAAAAUUCUUAAGAGUAAUGCUGAAACUGCAACUGACUUGGUGGUCUUAGACAGGUAUACUUCACAGCCAUAUGAGAUUGUGGUAGACUGUGGACCGUUUAUGGACAGGAGUGGGCUUUACGAAAGACUGCUGAUGGAAUUAGAAGAAGCACUUAAUUUUAUCAAUGACUGUAACAUAUCUGUACAUUCAAAAGAAAGAGAUUCUACUUUAAUUUCUAAACAGAUACUGUCAGACUGUCGUGCGGUGUUGGUAGUUCUGGGACCCUGGUGUGCAGAUAAAGUGGCUGGAAUGAUGGUAAGAGAACUGCAGAAAUACAUCAAACAUGAGCAAGAGGAGCUGCACAGGAAGUUUCUAUUGUUUACAGACACUUUCCUACGGAAAAUACACGCACUGUGUGAAGAGCACUUCUCACCUGCCUCACUUGACCUGAAAUUUGUAACUCCUAAAGUGAUCAAACUGCUCGAAAUCCUACGCAAAUACAAACCAUAUGAGCGGCAGCAGUUUGAGAGCGUGGAGUGGUACAAUAAUAGGAACCAGGACAAUUAUGUGUCUUGGAGUGAUUCUGAGGAUGAUGAUGAGGAUGAAGAAAUUGAAGAAAAGGAGAAGCCAGAGACAAAUUUUCCUUCUCCAUUUACCAAUAUUUUAUGUGGAAUUAUUUUUGUGGAGAGAAGAUACACAGCAGUUGUCUUAAACAGAUUGAUAAAGGAAGCUGGCAAACAAGAUCCAGAGCUGGCUUACAUCAGCAGCAAUUUUAUAACUGGACAUGGCAUCGGAAAGAACCAGCCUCGUAACAAACAGAUGGAAGCAGAAUUCAGAAAACAGGAAGAGGUACUCAGAAAAUUUCGGGCUCAUGAGACCAACCUGCUUAUUGCAACAAGUAUCGUGGAAGAGGGCGUCGAUAUACCAAAGUGCAACUUGGUGGUCCGUUUCGAUUUGCCCACGGAGUAUCGCUCCUAUGUCCAGUCCAAGGGAAGAGCCAGGGCACCGAUCUCCAAUUACAUAAUGUUAGCAGACACGGACAAAAUAAAAAGUUUUGAAGAAGAUCUGAAAACAUACAAAGCUAUUGAAAAGAUCUUGAGAAACAAAUGUUCCAAGUCAGUGGACACCGGCGAGCCUGACGUGGAGCCCGUCGUGGACGACGACGACGUGUUCCCACCGUACGUGCUGAGGCCCGACGAUGGGGGUCCGCGGGUCACGAUCAACACGGCCAUCGGGCACAUCAAUAGAUACUGUGCGAGACUGCCAAGUGACCCGUUUACUCACCUAGCUCCUAAAUGUAGGACCCGAGAGUUGCCUGAUGGUACCUUCUACUCAACGCUUUAUCUGCCAAUCAACUCACCUCUCCGAGCCUCCAUUGUUGGUCCACCAAUGAGUUGUAUACGAUUGGCUGAAAGAGUUGUAGCUCUUAUUUGCUGUGAAAAACUGCACAAAAUUGGUGAACUGGAUGACCAUUUGAUGCCUGUUGGGAAAGAAACUGUUAAAUACGAAGAAGAGCUUGACUUACACGAUGAAGAAGAGACCAGUGUCCCGGGCCGGCCAGGUUCCACAAAACGAAGACAGUGCUACCCGAAAGCAAUUCCAGAAUGUCUGAGGGACAGCUACCCCAAGCCCGAUCAGCCCUGUUACCUGUACGUGAUAGGAAUGGUCCUCACCACACCAUUACCUGACGAACUCAACUUCCGGAGGCGGAAGCUCUACCCCCCCGAGGACACCACGAGAUGCUUUGGAAUACUGACAGCCAAACCCAUACCUCAGAUUCCGCACUUUCCUGUGUACACCCGCUCUGGAGAGGUCACCAUAUCCAUCGAGCUGAAGAAGUCUGGUUUCACAUUGUCUCUUCAAAUGCUCGAGUUGAUCACAAGACUCCACCAGUAUAUAUUCUCACAUAUUCUUCGCCUCGAAAAGCCUGCACUAGAAUUUAAACCCACGGACGCCGAUUCGGCGUACUGUGUUCUACCUCUGAACGUCGUUAACGACUCCAGCACUUUGGACAUUGACUUCAAAUUCAUGGAAGAUAUUGAGAAAUCCGAAGCUCGCAUAGGCAUUCCCAGUACAAAAUAUUCAAAAGAAACACCCUUUGUCUUUAAAUUGGAAGAUUACCAGGAUGCAGUUAUCAUUCCAAGGUAUCGAAAUUUUGAUCAGCCUCAUCGAUUUUAUGUAGCUGAUGUGUACACUGAUCUUACCCCACUGAGUAAAUUUCCUUCCCCCGAGUAUGAAACUUUCGCAGAGUAUUACAAAACAAAAUACAACCUUGACCUGACCAAUCUCAACCAGCCCCUGCUGGACGUGGACCACACCUCUUCAAGACUUAACCUGCUGACACCUCGCCACUUGAAUCAGAAAGGGAAAGCCCUCCCUCUGAGCAGUGCUGAGAAGAGGAAAGCCAAGUGGGAGAGUCUGCAGAACAAACAGAUCCUGGUUCCGGAACUCUGUGCUAUACACCCCAUCCCAGCAUCACUGUGGAGAAAAGCAGUCUGCCUCCCCAGCAUACUCUAUCGCCUUCACUGCCUUCUGACCGCGGAGGAGCUGCGAGCCCAGACGGCCAGCGACGCUGGCGUGGGCGUCCGGUCGCUUCCUGUGGAUUUUCGAUACCCUAACUUAGACUUCGGGUGGAAAAAAUCCAUCGACAGCAGGUCUUUCAUCUCAAUCGCUGACUCCUCUCCAGCUGAAAACGAUAAUUACUGCAAGCCCAGCACAACCGUCCCUGAAAAUGCUGCGCAUCCAGGUGCUAAUAGAGCCUCCUCUCCAGAAGAUCCCGACCAAAUGUCUGUGAGCUGCAGCGCGUUCUUCGGUGAGCCAUCCGGUCGACUCCCAGUUGAAGUUUCAACAGAUCCGACAGCAAUUAAUGGUCUUUCUUACAACGGAAAUCUUGCCAAUGGCAGUUAUGACUUAGCUAACAGCGACUUUUGCCAAGGAAAUCAGCUGAAAUGCUACAAGCAGGAAAUACCUGUACAACCAACUACCUCAUAUCCCAUUCAAAAUUUAUACACUUACGAGAACCAGCCCACGCCCAGCGAUGAAUGUACUCUACUGAGUAACAAAUACCUUGAUGGAAACGCUAACUCAUCUACCUCAGCUGGCAGUCCCGUGGCGGCCGCAGUGCCCGGUGCUCCGGAAGCUGCCGCGGUCCUCAAAGGCGGGACAGGCCCUGAGCGGAGUCCUCCCGGGUACUCCCCGAGGACUCUCGGCCCGAACCCCGGACUCAUUCUUCAGGCUCUGACCCUUUCCAAUGCCAGCGAUGGGUUCAACCUGGAGCGGCUGGAGAUGCUCGGCGACUCCUUUUUAAAGCACGCCAUCACCACCUACCUGUUCUGCACUUACCCCGACGCGCACGAGGGCCGCCUUUCCUACAUGAGAAGCAAGAAGGUCAGCAACUGUAAUCUCUAUCGGCUCGGAAAAAAGAAGGGACUGCCCAGCCGCAUGGUGGUGUCGAUAUUUGAUCCCCCUGUGAACUGGCUUCCUCCUGGUUAUGUAGUAAAUCAAGACAAAAGUAACACAGAUAAAUGGGAAAAAGAUGAAAUGACAAAGGACUGCAUGCUGGCUAACGGCAAGCUGGGCGAGGCCUCUGAGGAAGACGAGGAGGAGGAGGAGGGCCUGACGUGGAGGGCUCCCAAGGAGGACGCCGAUUACGAAGAUGACUUCCUGGAGUACGAUCAGGAGCACAUCAAGUUCAUAGAUAACAUGUUAAUGGGGUCUGGAGCUUUUGUAAAGAAAAUUCCUCUUUCUCCUUUUUCAACCACUGAUUCUGCCUAUGAAUGGAAAAUGCCCAAAAAAUCCUCCUUAGGCAGUAUGCCGUUUUCAUCCGACUUUGAGGAUUUUGACUAUAGCUCUUGGGAUGCGAUGUGCUACCUGGACCCCAGCAAGGCCGUGGAGGAGGACGACUUCGUGGUGGGGUUCUGGAGCCCAUCGGAGGAGAACUGCGGCGCCGAGGCGGGGAAGCAGUCCAUCUCCUAUGACCUGCACACCGAGCAGUGCAUCGCUGACAAGAGCAUAGCCGACUGCGUGGAAGCCCUGCUGGGCUGCUACUUAACCAGCUGCGGCGAGAGGGCUGCGCAGCUCUUCCUCUGCUCCUUGGGGCUGAAGGUGCUCCCGGUAAUUAAAAGGACUGAUCGGGAAAAGGCCGUGUGCCCCGCCGGGGAGAAUUCCAACAGCCAACAAAAGAACCUUUCAGGAAGCCGUGCCGCUGCCUCUGCGGCCAGCUCCCGCUCCUCUGUGUUUAAAGACUCGGAGUAUGGUUGUUUGAAGAUUCCGCCGAGGUGCAUGUUUGAUCAUCCGGAUGCAGAUAAAACACUGAAUCACCUGAUAUCCGGUUUUGAAAAUUUUGAAAGGAAAAUCAACUACAGAUUCAAGAAUAAGGCUUACCUUCUACAGGCUUUCACACACGCCUCCUACCACUACAAUACCAUUACUGAUUGUUACCAGCGCUUAGAGUUCCUGGGAGAUGCGAUUUUGGACUACCUCAUAACCAAGCACCUUUACGAAGACCCGCGGCAGCACUCCCCGGGGGUCCUGACCGACCUGCGCUCUGCCCUGGUCAACAACACCAUCUUCGCGUCCUUGGCCGUGAAGUACGACUACCACAAGUACUUCAAAGCCGUGUCCCCGGAGCUCUUCCACGUGAUCGAUGACUUCGUGCAGUUCCAGCUCGAGAAGAACGAGAUGCAGGGGAUGGACUCCGAGCUUAGGAGAUCUGAGGAGGACGAAGAGAAGGAAGAGGACAUUGAAGUCCCAAAGGCCAUGGGAGACAUUUUUGAGUCACUGGCUGGCGCCAUCUACAUGGACAGCGGGAUGUCACUGGAGAUGGUGUGGCGGGUGUACUACCCUAUGAUGCGGCCACUAAUAGAAAAAUUUUCUGCAAAUGUGCCCCGUUCCCCUGUGCGAGAAUUGCUUGAAAUGGAACCAGAAACCGCCAAAUUUAGCCCGGCCGAGAGAACUUACGACGGCAAGGUCAGAGUCACUGUGGAAGUGGUCGGCAAGGGGAAGUUUAAAGGCGUUGGCCGCAGUUACAGGAUCGCCAAGUCCGCGGCGGCGAGGAGGGCCCUGCGAAGCCUCAAAGCUAGUCAACCUCAGGUUCCCAACCUCAGCUGAAACCCCUUUGUAAAAUUUUUUUAAAAGGCAGAAUUAAGGUGGAAAUAUUUAAAUCGAAAAGGAUGAUUUUAAAGUUGAUAACUGAGCGGAACGAAUUGAAGGCAGAAUUUAAAGUUUGUUUGAUAACAAGAUAGAUUACAGAAUAAAACAUUUAACAUGUGUAUAAAAUCUUUGGAACUAAUUGUAGUUUUAGUUUUUUGCGCAAACACAAUCUUGUCUUCUUUCCUCACUUCCGCUUUGUUUAAAUCACAAGAGUGCUUUAAUGAUGAUGUUUAGCAAGUGUUCAAAAUAAUUAUUGACGGUUUGGGUUUUUUUGUUUUGUUUUUAGUUUGAUUUCUGUCACUGUUGCUUAGUGUCAGGAGGCCACGGAGCUGCAACCCCAGACAGUCCCUAGAGUGAUAUUAGAGCCCCGCGCUGCCCUCAGUCCUCACCCCGCAGGGGAGCCCGGUAGGCGGCUGCGGUUUGCGAGCCGAGGGCAGCCUGCCCGUGUUGUCUUUGUCUCCGUGCUCCGUCUGUAGGCUGACGUUCCCCGGCGCUGGUGCACUUGGCAGUGAGGGACAGAUUUCGGUGCACAUUGGCUGGCAGUUCGGUCGGUCCAGUUUUAGUUUUCUCAUGCCACAUAGUCUUGCAUAAAAAAGGUUCUUGCCUUAAAAGUUAUAUCCUCAUGGAUAGUCUUUAAUUUCAGAUCUCUUUUGGAACAAACUAAUGUUACAUUCCCUUUAUUUUGUUAUGCAUUAGAUUUUGAGACAGCGUGAUACUCACAACUCACUAGUGUAGUUGUAACUUAAGUUAAAACAGGAUGUUAAGGGUUCUGUCACGUGUACUGAAAACAUUUUAAAAACCAGAAUCUGUAGCCGAUGGAUUUUUUAACACACCAUGAUAAAAAUGAUCUUUGGCUAAAUACCCAAUUUUACUAAAAAAAAAAGAAAACCCUCCUACUAGGUAGUUCCACUGAUGGAAAUGGUUCGUGGCAAAUAGUUUUGCCCUGUAGGCCGUUUCUCUAACAAAAUAAACCUUAGACAUAUCACACCUAAAAUAUGCUGCAGAUUUUAUAAUCAUUGGUUACUUAUUUAAAGAAGCAAAACCCAGCACCUUUACCCUUAGUCUUCUCACGUAAGUUUCCUGUACUUUCCACAGCGUCGCAUGUGUAUUUCACCUGCCAGAGCUGUGCUUUUCAUGCCGUGAAAGUUCAUGUUCGCGAUAAACUGCCGUGAUUUUGAUACAUCUGUGACUUAGCUCGUUAAUUUAGGUAAACUAGCUCGUGAUUUCCAUCUUCGAAAAAGGAAAAAAAAGACAUUCUUAGGCAUUUGCCUGAGUCCCUUUAAUUAGACCAGUUGGCACUCUUCACUUGAAUACCUCAGUUCUUCUUUCCUGUGGCACGCGUUUCCCUGUUUGGUGCUAUGUUUAUGUGUUAUGCUUGAAGUUUUAAUUUUUUUUUGCACUGUACCUAUAAUACCUCUUAAUUUACCUUUAUAAAAGCUGUGGGUCAGUCUUGCACUCCCACCAACAUACCAGUAGAGGUUUGCCGCAGUUUGCCCCCCAGUAAUGACGCUUGAAGUUAAAGGACGCUGGGCAGAGGUGUCUGACAUUUUCUAACCCACUGUUCCAAACUCGAUGCUUCACGCGGCGCUGCGCUCGCGUUGUAGAUGCAGCUGGACACUGUACCCCUCACUCUGCCCACCCCACCCACCCCAGGGGGGCCCCUCUGCAUGUCCACCGUCCAAAAACUGUCAGCCUCACCCUCCGAGGAGACCUGAGUGCCGGGGACGCGAGGCCUCUCUGGCGUUUGUCCUCUCCAGUCUCAUGCUUACAUUGGAGUGGGCCUAAAUUAUUACAUGAGUUUUCGAGCAAAUUAAUUUGGGUGGACUUAUUUUUAAAAUACUGAAUUCUGAUUUGGCAACAUAGAUUUCUUUUCUUUUUCUUUUUUUUAAAUAUCUCAAUGUAAGAUCUCCUGGCAAGUUAAAACCAAGCAAUUCUUGAAUAAUAUAACUGUAAGCUUGUACAAUGAAUAGUAAGGCUGGAUGUGAAUUUUACUUAUGAGGGUGAUUUGUGAUGAAGCUACAUCACAAAUCUCCGAAUAAUGUAUAAACUACCUGCCGCCAGGAGCUUAGGGCUCUGCGCUCUGCCUGAUGCACUAGUCCCGGUGUGAAGGGAUCCUCUCGCCUCCUGGCACCAAAACCAGAUUGGUCCACAGUUACAAUUCCCAUUGGGAGAAAAUGCCUCAAUAUAUUUUGUAACCUUCAGAAGAGUAUUUUUUGUUAAUACUAAAAAGUUCAGACUUCGAUAUGAUUAGGUCAUGCAUUCUCAGGGGUUCAAAUUUCCCACUACCAUUCAAAAUAUUUUAUCAACAGCAAACUUAUUUCUUUCUCUUUUCUCUUUCUCCCAUUCUCCCUCCCUCCCUCCCUCUCUCCCUUUCUCUCUCCCUCUCUCUCUCUCUCUUUCUGCUGGAGAAAAGUAGCUGAUUUUAAUUUGUGGCUCAUACUUUGAAGCACCCUAUGAUCCCCUGGUUACUAAGUUAAAAAUGAAAAGCUACGAGUUAGAUCUAUGAAAUGGUUAUGAACGCUUUUGUGCUGCUGACUUUAAUGCUGUACAGAUUUCCCCAGUUUAGCUUGUUGAAAUGUUUUGUGUCCAUUAAUUAAGGGGGAAAAAUCACUCUGUGUUGCCCCACUUUCCAACUGUGCCAUCCCUUUGUCCUGUGACCGAGAUGUGCGACUGAAUGUAACACGGAAGUCCCGCCCGCGGGGUGUCCUCGUGCGCCAGCACCCUGUUAAGGGCCGGCGCAGCCUGUCUUGAAAAGCAGCUACAGAAAUUCCUCAUGAUGAUUGUGUGGGGGUUGGUUGGCCUGGACCUUCAUUGUAAAUGUUUUUAUUUCUUUUGUAAUGUACCUUCAGCCGUCCUAACUAUGCUGCGUUUUGUAUUGUGAUGGCCCCCCCGCCCUUCUGUUCAUGUAGCACAGAUGAGCAUUGCACUUGGUACCACGCUUUACCUCAUUUCAAGGAAAAUGGGCUUCACUGAGAGGAAGAAUGGGGUUUGGCCUCGCUGCUGUUUUGAUUUACCGAAUCGGAAAGAGAUAAUUGUAAUGCCUGCAAUGUGUCAUGUACUUGCACAACUUAAAUAGAUCAUUUUUGUCUGGCAUUUUUACUGUUUGUGAAAGUAUGACAAAGAUUUGUUAACUGAACCCUUAAUUAUGUUUUAAAAAUGUUUGUUACUUUUUUCUUUUACAUUAUGUGAAGUGAUUAAAUUUAGAAUGAACUCUAACACUCCUGUAAUUACCUUUUAAAAUACUAAUGUUUUUAUUUUCUUAAUAACAGCUUACCCUCAGACAGAUUCAGACUGCCCUGCCUAAGUCGCAGGAGACCCGAGGCUGCCUCGGUUCCAUUGGUUCGGCUCAUAAAUGCAGCCACUCACUGGCGGUCGGCCGCGUUCCCUGCGCCUGGACGGUGGCUGCGGAGGGCGGUGCCCGUCCAGACCUACCGCAGCUCAGUCUUACGGCCCAGUGCACUUAAAACUUUAUAUCCUGCCCUGUUGGAGCGUCUAAUUCUUCUACACAAAACCGUAGCCACCAAACUGACCCCGUGAUGUUUGUGUUGAAACUGCGUCUGAAGCGAUGUCGGGUCCCUCCCUGCCCGUGUUCCCCACGGGGACGUCUGUGUCGUGUCUGUGAGCCGCGCGGUUCCUUCCGUCACAUUCAGCCAGGUGUGUUCUUCCAACCACUGAUUACCUUUCGGGAGUUUAAUUAUUUCCUAAUAAAUGUCUUUAUUUUAUAUUGUACAUGAAAAAUUUUGAAGAUGUGUUGAAGACCGAGAAUAUGAAAGUGAUUUUAAAAGUUGUUGGAAACGCCAGUAGCACUGACCAGGGGAUUUGCACUGAGGCUCUUGUAUUUUCCACUGGCAGUGAAAAUGAUCUUGCAAAACUAACUUGUAAAUAUGUUUUCAUCAUCAAUUGCUUUUUUUUGCAGUCUAUUUUUAUUUGGACAUCCACCACAGACGAUUUAAAUUUUGUAGGUGUAUUCAGAAUUCACCACGGCAGCAGGUCACAUAGCAGAACUGCAAAGGUGAACGGAAAGUAACAUUUCUGGCUUUCCUGCUGUAAAUAGAGUGAAGGAAAAUGACUAAACUCAAGUGAAACUCACAUGUAAUUUGACUGACAACAGAAUAUUCGCCAUCCCAGCUGCAGCCGUUUCUGGAACACAGUGGGAUCCAUCCGAACCGCAGCCGAGCAGCAGAGAUGUGCAGUCGCGCCUUAUGGGUCAACGGCUUUUAGCUCUUUGUUGUUGUUUGUUUUUUUUUAAAUAAUUGUAGCCAAGUAAAUCUCCAAUAAAGCUAUGGUCUGUUCAUGUU